Schizophyllum commune H4-8 is the source of this 501-nucleotide messenger RNA. RefSeq lists its product as uncharacterized. The transcript has a single exon. The record is from RefSeq and is a predicted model, not a curated record. Lineage: Eukaryota; Fungi; Basidiomycota; Agaricomycetes; Agaricales; Schizophyllaceae. The coding region runs from base 1 to 501 and encodes 166 amino acids.
AUGUUCCAAACUAUGCCAGAAGAUGUCCGGCACAGACUCCCUCCGUCUUCCUCCGACCUGGAGGCUCUUGACUCGCUUGUCCCUUCGUCGUCGUUCACCAGUAUCUCGUUCGCCCUGGAUGGCCAAAUCUCUCCGUCCUGUACUUCCGGCGACAUCCCGAUUCUAUUCCACCUUUCUAGCCAAGACUCCCUCGCGUCUGUAGCUCAAGUAUCCCGGCGUCUCAGCACAACUUCCACUUUCCGCCCCAGCAACAGUGUACAGACCGUCGAGACCGUUGGCACGUUCGGUCCUUGCCCUCGACAGAAUAUCCUAGCAGACCACCGUGAACACCGCAACUCGUCGUUCUCAGCAAGAUAUGGUCAAGCUACGUCGCUCUUAGGACUGGAGGAGGAUCUCGACCAAUCCUUCGGCGAUGCUUCGUUCACAUCGGACAACACCAACCCUUCACCUUCGCCGUUGAGUGACAUCCGAAUCCUCGCCGCGUGGAGACUGACAUUGUGA